Cavia porcellus (domestic guinea pig) is the source of this 5356-nucleotide messenger RNA. RefSeq names its product retrotransposon Gag like 1 (gene Rtl1). Lineage: Eukaryota; Metazoa; Chordata; Mammalia; Rodentia; Caviidae. The coding region runs from base 225 to 4370 and encodes 1381 amino acids. The record is from RefSeq and is a predicted model, not a curated record. The transcript has 3 exons.
GUCACUCUUGGUAGACUACCCGACCGGCACCUCCUCAUCCCCAGAUCCACUCUCGGUCCGACCGUCCGACAGUCCAGACAGUCCGACCAGCAUCUCCUUCUCCCCAGCUUCAGUCUCCUCUCGGGUCCGAGCCCGGGGAAGAAAGAAGCGCUCAUCCAGCAGAGCAGAACUAGCCGAAGUCCACUUGGACACUUGCAGUAAAGGUUUCUGAUUCCCAGGUUCCAAUGGCUGACCAGGUGCAACGCGACCUUACCAAUCUUGAGGAAACUCUCCUUCCAACCGACGAAAUGAUGGAACCCUCUGAAGACUCAUUUGAGACGAUGAUGGAGCGUAAGAAUCCAUCAUCAAAACAAAUGGAGUCCUCUGAGGGCUCAUCUAACACCGCUGAGGGGAAGGAGAGCAGUGGAGCGCGGGAGACGGAGGGGCCGGCUGAGGGCCCAGCGGAGGAAAGCAAGGAGCAUCCCAGUGGCUCCCGCCAGGAAGUAGAAGAGCUGCCUACUGAUCUACUCCAAGACAUGGAGGAGCCAUCCAGUGGCCCGCAUAGGGAAAUAGAGGAUCCACCCAAUGACCUACUCCAAGACAUGGAGGAGUCAUGCUAUGGUUCUGACCAGGCAACGGAGGAUCCACUCCCUGAAUCAUCUGAUGAAACGGAAGAAACAUCAGUUAUCCCGGCAAGCUCUGAGGAAUACGAAGAUGAUGAUGAUGACGACACUAACCUGGCAUCUGAAGGGUCGAGUUUUGAAGAUGACACCACCGAGAGUGACGAGUCUGGUGACGACGUCAGGGACACCAUCAGGUCCAUCAUCUCGCUGUACUUCCGGAUGCAAGACAUGCAUGAGCAACAAAGAGUGGCAGAAGAGAUCUUGGUGGAGGGGAUCAAUGCUGGCCGACUGCCCUGCCCAAGACCCUUCACUGGGGACCGCAGAGAGUUCUACGAGUUCAUUGUGCUCUGCCAAAUGAUCUUGCAAAACUACCCAACCAGGUUCUACAACGACCGCCUGAGAGUUCAGUAUGUCAUCCACCACUUCACUGGCUUAGCCUUGGAAUGGGCCCAAUCUCUGAUCCAGCAAAACAGCCCUGUGCUAGAGAAUUUCACAGCCUUCCUAGAGGCUAUGUCCGAGGUGUUUGAGUACAAGAGCACACUGCGUGUGGCAGAAGAGGCCAUGUUCUACAUCAGGCAGGGAAACCGCACCGCCACCGAAUACAUCACUGAGUUCCAGAGCCUGAUUCCUACCUUGGGCUGGCCAGAUGAAGUCCUGCAGGCCCACCUGUGCCAGGGGCUCAGUGAGGACAUCAGGCACUGUCUGUUCCGGAUCCCUCAGCCGAACUCCCUGGACAAUCUGAUCGUGCUCAUCCUGCAAAUAGAAGACAGGCUGGAAGAGAGAAGGGCGAUGCUCAGGCUGCCCCCAGAGGCCCGCCCACGUACCAUGUCCUGGAUUGACUCACCUGCUCCGGAGAGGUGGACAGUGAGCAGCUGGCUGCCCUAUUCAUUCCAUCCGGGCAUCAAUCGCGCCCAUCUCUUCGUGCUGCUCCUGGUGAGGGUGAACCCCUACCACAGCGUCGCCGUCCAAGCUCUGGUCGACUCAGGAUCGGUAGGCAACUUCAUGGAUGAGAAGUUUGCCCAAGAGCACUACGUCGAGCUCUAUGAGAAGCCCUACCCAGAUGUGAUCCAAACCAUGGAUGGCUCGCUGGUGGGCGAGCAACCUGUCUGGCUCUACACCGAACGCCUGGUGUGUAUGCAGCAGAAUCACCAGGAGUCCAUCGAAUUUGACAUCAUACCUUCACCGAACUUCGCCAUUGUCUUGGGCAUCACCUGGCUCCGACUCCACGCUCCUGACGUCGACUGGGUCAAAGGCCGCCUGACCUUCCACUCUCCCUACUGCCUGAAGCACUGCUUCCGCCCAGCCCCACCAUGCAUCGCCCUGGAACACUACAGCAUAAGCCUGCUGCCCGGAUUGCCGCACCCAUACUCAGACCUGGCCGACGUGUUUAACCCGAAGGAAGCAGAUGAUGAGACUUCCGACCAGCCAAGCUCAGACGGAUCCGAUGAUCUUUCUGAAUCAGAGCCCUCUGAGCUUCAGCAGGCUGGAGACAGUGAUCACAGCGAGAUCUUUUACGAGUAUCCCUCCAACUUUCCCUGGAUGCCUAUGGGUGGCAGGAUGCAAGAAGAAGCCAGGCUGCAGGAAGAAUACUGGGAGCUGUAUGACAUGCUGACCGACACACAGGACUACGUACAGAUCAUUCCAGAACUGUUUGACCAGUUACAUGGAGCUACAUGGUUCACGAGACUAGAGCUGCGUGGGACCAUCGUGGAAGAAGGAAUGUUCGAGAGCCGGACAGAAGACACAUGGAAAGCAGCGUUCGGUUUGCAGCCACAGGACAUGAAGAGCUACGAACCCUUCGAACUAUCCUCAGACCCUAUCAUCCCCCAGAACGUGAUUCACUUUAUCCUGAAGGACAUGCUAGGCGUCUUCGUGCUCUCCUAUGGGCAGGAAGUACUGAUCUACUCCAUGAGCCAGGAGGAGCACGUCCAGCACGUUCGCCAGGUGCUGGUCCGCUUCCGGUACCACCGGGUCUACUGCUCCCUAAGCAACAGCCAGUUCCACCGACAUAGCGGCGAGUUCCUGGGCUUUCACCUGUCCCCCAAAGGGGUAAAGAUCAACAAGGGCGUCUUAGACGUGAUCUUGGGCUACGGCACCCCAUGCUGCAGGAGGGAGCUCCAGAGCAUGAUUGAGUUCAUGUUCCCCUACCGACACUGGGUGGAGCGCUUUGCCGUCAUUGCAGAGCCCCUGGUGCGGCUGGUGCUGAGCUUCGACCCCUUCUACUGGGGAGAGGAGGAGCAGGAGGCCUUCGAUUGCCUGCAGCGGGCUUUCCGCAGGGCACCCCUUCUCUACCACCCGAAGCCCCAGAACCCGUUCUACCUGGAGACGGGCAUCACCAACUCUGCCCUGCACACCUGCCUGAUUCAAGUUGAUGAGCACACUGGCAGAAGAGUCACCUGCGCUUUCUACUCCCGAAACCUCUCUCCUAUCGAGGUUGAAUACCCCCUAGUGGAGCUGAAGAUCCUUCCAGUCCGGGCUUCCUUCAUGGUGUGGUGCCGCUACCUGGAGAACACCGAGGAGCCCAUCAUGAUCCUUCUCAACACAGAGGAUCUAGCCUCUCUGAAUAAUGACAGGCUCACCGUACUUCUCCCCGGGCAUUGGGUCUUUUUCUUCUCUCACUUCAACUUUGACAUCAUGGAGCUGUCCGAACUGGAUGGCAGCUGGCCCCCGACGUUCAUGAGCUGCUACAACCAGAGAGCCUUCAGAAACAGAGUUGCGCGUCCCAUCCUGUUCUUAGCCACAAGGGGUUGCCCCCGGGAUGAGACAAGCGACUCUGAAUCUGAGAGUGACAACUUCUCAGAGCAGGGUGAGCUGAACGAAUUGAGCCUACAGCAGGAGCUUCUGGCCCUCAUCCCCGUUGGUCGCAUCCUCCACAGCUUCCUGACACACUUCAGCGUGGCCCAGAUCCGGUCUGUCCUUCUGCACUUCUUCAGAGGCGUCCUGCACUGGAGGAGCCUCCUAGCACCCGCAUCCCUGCUGGUGAUACUGGAGGCCAGAGAGGGGCCCACGCUGCUGCCGGUCCCUGUCACACAGAUGGCACGGCCUCCGCCGCGGCGCUUGCUGUGCCUCAUCGUGGACUCCACGGUCACCGUGUGCAACAGCAUGGCCAUGGCCAUAACCCAGAUGUUCAGCCAGUUGCCGCCUUUCAUUGGUGCCAACCCCAUGCCCGCUCACGAGCUGGCUGACCUCUUCCUGAGCCCCCACCGCUGGCAGAGAAAUGCCCUGGCCCCUCUGCCUCCCCCAGGCCUGCGGUUCACCCCCGGCUUCUGGCUGAUGCUGUGUGAGUUCUUCAGGGUCCGGACCACUCGCACGCUGCCUGGACACCUUGCCCUGCCACCCAACCGGUACAUGGAGCUGCACGUCGUUGGCGAUGAGGAUGUCGUCUUGCGAGAAGCCCUGCAAGACGACCUGCAACGUUACCGUCAGUGUGGCCUGCAUGACGGCCUGCAAGACACCUCGCAGGACGCGCAGGACAACGACGUGCAGGAGAUGCCAUCCCCUGAUGAGGCUGCUGCUGCUGAGGCCCAGCUCCGCCCACGCAACCUGAUGGACCCAGAGAUCCUUGACAUCCUCAACAGCCACCUGCUCUACGUGCCUGGCCCCGACGGCCGGCCCAGCCUGCUCAGCAGGGAGCAGGUGGCCCAGGCCUUAACCCAGUUCCUCACCACUGUCUGCACGCGGGUGGCACAUGCCCCCGCCCCUGCUGAGGACCAGUCCCGGGGAGAAGCGAGCCUGGAAGAGCUCCCAGACCUCGAAGAUGCCGACUAAGACACCUCCUCUCCAGCCCGGAGGCGUCUCCACCCUUAUCUGACCCAGCUUGCCAAUGUCUCUGCCAGCUCCCUGUGCUUCAACCAGCUUUGCACAGACCCGGUGCCCUCUCCUGCCACUCCUGACCCAAGGGGAAGCCACUUGUGAAGGGCCUAACUUCAAUUCAUCAACCAGCAACAUCUUCUGUGCUAAAGGACUAUCCAACGCUCAGAGACCUGGCGCUCAGAGCUAUGUGAGGGCUACAACACAACCCCGUCUUAAUCCUCCAGGUCCCAGGCCCAAGCCUGACAGAGAAUCAGAGAAAGGAGAGUGCAGAGAUGAGCAGGGGUGGCCCCAUGACCCACGGCCAGAUGCAGUAGCAGCGACACAGCAGGUGCAGCCAAGCAAGCAGAUGCUGGGCCCCCCGCCACCCCAGUGCAUCCUGGGACACUGACCUCGGGUGCUCCAUGGACUCCGUCUACCUCCACCUCGGUGCUCCUGCUCCCCUGGGCCCCUACCCACCCACCCCCACCCAGCCUCCCGAGGUCCUAGGCGAGGUGCCACCCACCGCCCAUCCCACCCCGAAAGCAAGCCCGCCCCCACGGUCUGGUUCGGCUCCCGUCACAUGGACUUCAUCUGACCCUGAGCUCUGGUCUUACCUGACUGCCACUUCAGAGCGUCCGACGUGCCAAUGCUACUUACCUGCUGGACUUGCCCAGCUGGAUGCCCCAGAGACCUGGGGAUGCUCCAGUGGGCGGCUGAACUGAGCAGACUCCCCUGCCCUCCCACCAUGGACACUGGACACUGGACACUGUGGGGCCUCAAGGCCCCAUGGAGGGAGGGGACCCUCAAGAGACUGCACAGGCACCAGACGCCCUGCCUCCUGUGCCAGGGAGCCAAGGGUGCUCCGACCAGACCCCCGCUUUUUGCCAAAGUAAAAGGAGACUUUCCUUUGCUCUUUCCUAUCCCACCUUUUCUUAACCCCAAAGUAAAGCAAAACAAAAGAU